AUACUCUGCCUCUUCCAGUUCUGCUCCUGUCAUCUUUUCAGAUGAACAACAUCCUUCUGCAGCUACCUUGGACUUCAAUUUCCUCUGUAGCCAUCCUUCCUCCUCUGUCUGCAAUUAUUUAAUUUCUUUGCCAGAGGCAAUUUCUUUCAUCUCCUGCCAAAGAGAGGGACUCCAUACAGUUACUGGGAAAAGCUUUGGAACCAAAGACUUUCGAGCAGCUCUAGAAAAUGGAGUCCUGUUGUGCGAUUUGAUUAACAAAAUCAAACCUGGCAUUGUUAAGAAGAUCAAUCGUCUGUCAACUCCAAUAGCUGGCUUGGAUAAUAUAAAUGUUUUUCUGAAAGCUUGCGAAAAUAUUGGACUGAAAGAAGCUCAGCUUUUUCAUCCAGGAGAUCUUCAGGAUUUGUCCAAUCGAGUUACAGUCAAACCAGAGGAGACCAACAGAAGAGUGAAAAAUGUUUUGAUUACAUUAUACUGGCUUGGGAGAAAAGCACAAAGUAACCCUCAUUAUAAUGGUCCAUACCUCAACCUUAAAGCAUUUGAGAAGUUAUUAGGGCAAGCAUUGACCAAGGCACUUGAAGAGUCCAGCCACCUGAACAGAAGUGGCAGGGAUAGUGGGUACGGUGACAUUUGGUACGUGGACCGGGGAGAACCCUUUCCACCUUCAGCUAGCCAUAAAAGAGACGAUUCCUUUGAUAGCUUGGACUCUCUUGGCUCAAGAUCCUCUACAAGCUUUUCAUCAGAUAUAACCUUGAAAGGUGGAAGUGAAGGUUGUGAUAGUGAUACAGACUCAGAACUGCCUUUCAAAAUGCGUGACUCCCAUAAAGAUGACAGGUCAUACCGAAGGAUUGCAGUGAUUGAACCAAAACCUACUACUGACUUCAAUCGCUUCUUACCUAACAAAAACAAGCAGCCAACAUAUAUGCCAGCACCCUUAAGGAAGAAAAGGACAGAGAAGAAUGAGGACAAUAGAAGGAGCUGGGCAAGUCCUGUCUACACAGAGUCAGAUGGAACAUUUUCAAGUGGACAUGAAAGGAAUCCCGUAGCUUCCUGCCAAAAUAGCAGAGCAGAGUGUGGGCUCACAAAUCCAGCUUCCCUCCAGAUGAUCUAUGAGUAUGACAGUGGCUCUGAUUCAGAAGAUGAAAGAAGGCUGCCCGACGUGGUUAUGGAUGACUUAGCAAAACGUAGAUUUCUAGACAAAAAGAGCCCUGUAAGCUCUGCUGCACCUGGACAUCAUUUCAUGUUGCGCAAUGACUCUUCUAAAUCUUGCUCACAAGAAAAUGAUCCAGCUGGUCCACUAGCUGCAAUGCUUGAACCACUGAGUAACCAGAGGAGGCAGAGGCAGUUGGAUACUAAAGUGGAAAACAAAGCAAGAGUUAACAUUUCUUCAGAAUUAUCUGGGUAUUUUGAUGAGGACGAGGAAGAAGAAAUAGGCAUCCCAAACAUUGAAAAAGAUGAUCUCUAUUUUCGCAAGCUAAAUUCUUCAGCGUCAAAUACAGUGGUUGCUUUUGACAAAUUUCUUCCUAAGUUUUGGACUCCAGAAGAAGAAUUACUAUGGAAAAAAAUCAGGAAAUCCUCUUUCAAACCCUGGUAUAAAGAGAUUCAAGGGUUCAGUAGAAAGAAAUCAGAUUCUGAGGAUGUGGGAUAUGCUUAUAAACAAAGCUCUGCCAUUGUUGCUAACCAGCCAAGACCAAGUUUCGAAUGGAACAGCAGUUGCAGAAGGGAUCAAAGCUAUAAGCCAACUGCUGAGUACGUGGGAAGCUCAUUGACACAGAUUACAGAAGGAAAAAUCUUGGAGGCUUCUGACCAGCCCAGUCAGUUUUCGUUACUUCAGGCCCUGCAAAAAUACUCUGACUACUUGUCUUCUGAAACGAAGACCAAAAUUGAUCCUACUUCUGGCCCUAGGCUCAUAAAAUGUAGAAAGAAUAUUUCCUUUAUACCAGGAUGUGACCAAGGAGACAAUGAAAAUGUGUAUCUGUAUCCAGAUUUAGAAAAUGAUGAUUUGUUUGUUCGCAAAACUGGUGCUUUCCAUAUGAAUCAAGUUGUUCUCCAAGACCCCCAGUACUUUAAAAAACUCUCUGAGCAAGAGCCUCUUAUAGAGGGUGAAAUAAUUCUGCAGCCCAGAGAAGGCCAAACUGUGAUUCCAGAUUUGGAAAAGGAUGAUAUGAUUUUUCGUAAAAUCCUCUCUCAGAAAAAAGAGGUGCCUUUAUCAGGUGCUCCAGACAAGUAUCACCCUGCACUCUUUCCUGAUCCUUGGAGUCUUCCUGAGGAAAUACGGUCCAAAUUUCUAUGUUUACUUGAAAAGACUGCAACACCAGAAGACAGAAAGAGCAAUGGUAGAGUGUUGUCACCGUCUUCCCGACAUAAGAAGGACGACAUGCUGACACGCAAGAUUGAAUCUUGGAAAGUGGGAAGCAGUGCACAGCCAGUAAACUUUAUCCCAGGUCCAUGCAGUGAAGAAGACUGGAAGAAGUGGGAAGCAAUCAGGGAAGCCAGCAAAGUUAGACACAAGAAGCGUCAGAUGGUGGAGAGACUGUUUCAAAAGCUUUCUGAUGAGCAAGGGAGUAAAUCUUUGAAUGAUGUCAGUGCAGAGGAGCUGCAGUCAUUGCGCAAAAUCCGUUACGAAGAACUACAAAGGAUAAAAGAACAGCUGCAAGAACAAGAUCUGAAGUGGCAAGAAGAUCUAGCAAAAUGGAAGAAUCGUAGAAAGAGCUUCACUUCAGAAUUGCAAAAGAAAAAGGAAGAAAGAGAAGAAAUAGAAAGGAGAGCCUCUGAGGUUUCUGAUAGGAGCAGCAAGUCACUGAAAGAAAUGCAGCAGGAAAGGGAGGAUAGAGAUCAAGACUCCUACAGGCAGAGAAAAUAUGAGCACAGAUGGACGUAUUCACUGAACGAUGAUGUGUUUACUGAUGAGAAAGAACCUUCUACACGGUCAGUGGUGAAAGAUUACCUUUUGGAAGAAGAAACCUCCUACAGCACUAAAGACAGCAAAAGCCUGUCUGCUGCUCAAAGGAGCAAGGAUCAUCUGCCAAAGCAGGAGAGUUCUGCCACACGUGAAGCUCCUGCUCCCUCGAAGAGCCUGGCAGAAGAGCAGAGCUCCUCUCUUUUGUCUACGCGCUACUCAGUGAAUGCUCAAACUGGGUCAGCUCAGGUUUCAGCUUCUCUCCCUAGAAAUUACCAGAAAACUGAUACCUCCAGGUUAACAUCCGUGGUUACACCAAGACCUUUUGGUGUCCACUCAAGAGGAAUCUCCUCACUUCCGCGGUCACUCACGAUGGAUGAUACCCAGAAAUACAAUGGAGAAGUGGAAAAAGCUAAAAGAACUCAAACUUUUUUAACUAGCAGUUCAUUUUCACUACCAGACUCUUCAUACUCUCUCUCUACCAGCGUACUUGGAAGCAGAGGUGAGGAGGAGGAGGAGGAAAGAGGUGUUAAGACAACACCUAGUCCUAGUUUGACAUUACCUGUAAAACCCCAAGACCAAGAUGCCAGAGGCAGUAUUCUUAAAUCAGAAUAUUGUUCUCCUGCUGAUUCUGUUUCACUUGCAUCUUCUGCAGAAAAUGUGAGUCUGCCAGAGCAUGAGGAUUCAAAACCCCUGGAACAGUACAGUGAAUUGAGAAUCAGUCUAAACCAGAGACCUGGCCACAGUCGCAACUUUGGGUUUACAACAAAUUGGACUUCAUCAGGGGCCUUUGUACAAACAGUUGAAGAAGGUAGCCCUGCAGAACUUUGUCAGCUGCAUGUAGAUGAUGAGAUCAUUGCUAUCAAUGGCACAAAGAUUUCACAUAUGGACUAUAGUCAGUGGGAAGAAGCCAUCAACAAAGCACUAGAAACUGGAAACCUGGUCAUGGAUGUUAGACGAUAUGGAAAGAACGACUGGGGCAAAGACCAGCCUUCCCUGCCACAUGUAAGGCACAAAAUCCUCAAUCUCACCAGUAUGGGUACCAACAUUAUAGGUACAUCUGAAAAUAAAUGGAUUGAUGCAACUUCUGGAGAAAGUGUUUCGAACGUUUCAACCAUAUCAUCAAAAAGAGAAUUCUCCAGCAGCCUUCAAAGUUCUAGCACAGAAACAAAGUUGAUAAAUGGAAUGCAAGGAGACCUUGGAUCUAAUGAACAAAGAGCAUCUGAACCAAUUUCUUUGAAAAACUUAAAAAGACGGUCACAAUUUUUUGAACAAGGAGGCCCGGAGCCUGCACUGCCUGAUCUCCCAGUCCCAUCCAUUAGUGCUUCAAGUCGUCGGGUUUGGGAUCAAGAGGAGGAACGAAAACGACAGGAAAAAUGGCAAAAGGAGCAGGAUCGUUUACUGCAGGAGAAAUACAAACGAGAACAAGAAAAACUGAGGGAAGAAUGGCUGAGAGCCAAGCAAGAAGCUGAAAGAGAGAACUCCAAGUAUUUGGAUGAGGAGCAGACCGUUCUAACCUUAAACACACUCUCUGUCUCUGCACGGGCUCCAUCUGUGUCCAGCUGGGGGGCAAGCCCUGAAGCAGGUACUCCUGAGGAGCAAGAAGGAGAUGUAGGAAAUGAGCUGGCAGCACACUUGCUGGGCAAGGAAGAAGAGAGGAGACAUCAGAAGGAAUGGAGUGUCCAGGAAGAAGCAGCACUGCGUUUUGAGCAAGAAAGGGAACUUGAAGAACUGGAGCUUGAAAGACAACGUAAAGAGAGGGAAAAGCAGUAUGCUGAGGAGCAGAGGCGGCGGGCAGAGAUGGAGGAGCAGAGGCGGCGGGCAGAGAUGGAGGAGCAGAGGCAGCGGGCAGAAAGGCUGAAGGAGGUGUCGGUGGAGACAUCUCAGUACCAAAGAAUUUAUGAGCAUUAUGAAGGACCUAAAACAAUAGAGGACCGACCUGGCCAUCCUCUCAUUGAGAGGCAUUAUGAAUGUUAUGAAACUUCCAAAACCAUUGAGGAGCAUCCUGGUCAGUCAUUGUCUGACAGGAAUAAAUCCAAGUCAACUUCAGAAUUGAAUGAAUUCACUGCAAACAGAAAUGGUACUCAGGGCAAGCAUUCGGAGAGGUCUUGGAACACAGGUGACCUGCAGAAGGGGUCUCAGAAGGAGCACAACCUGUCUGCGGCAGAGUUAGAGAGACAACAAAUCCUUCAGGAAAUGAGAAAGAGAACAUCUCUACACACGGACAGCAGCUGGAUUAGGCAGCGCAGUUCCAGUGUACAUAAGGAGCCUAUUAGUCUGUACGGCAAUAGUAUGAGGAGAGGGGAGUCAUUGGACAACCUUGAUUCUCCAAGAACAAGCUCGUGGAGACACCAUUCGUGGUUAAACCAGUCUGCCUCCACUUCAUCUCUGUCCUCUAGUCAAGAUCUCAGUCGCCCGGUGUCCACUUCAAACCGAGCCUACAUGUGCACUCCUUCCUCUGCCAAAGCACCUCCUGUGGCCUCCUCUGUGAGGGCCCCAUCUGUGUCCCAGCCAGCCCCCCGGGUUCAGUCUCCCAUCUCUGCUUCCCAGUCAGGGUCACAGACACGCAGCAGGUCAGUCAGUGGGAAGAAAAUCUGUUCAUACUGUAAUAACGUUCUGGGCAAAGGAGCAGCCAUGAUCAUUGAGUCUCUUGGUCUUUGUUAUCAUUUACAUUGCUUUAAGUGUGUUGCCUGUGGAUGCGACCUUGGGGGAUCCCGCUCUGGAGCCGAAGUCAGGAUCCGAAACAACAAACUCUUCUGCAACGACUGCUAUAUCCGAUUUAAAAGUACAAGUUCAGCAGGAAUUGAUUUACUUACAGAUCUUAAUUGAAAGGUGCAGUAUAACUUUUUUCCUUUAUUAUAGUUUGCAGAAUUCUGAUUUAUGGAGCAUGUUAAGGAUUUGAAUAGUAGUGUUGUUUUUUUUUUCUGCUGUCAUACAUGAUAGUAGACAACCUCCUAAUUUUGAGAAAUCUUAGGAAUUUUAUAUAGCUUUAUUUUUAUGUAGCAAAUAUGGAAUUAUCUAGAAUGAUAGAAUUCAGCUAAGGGGAAGGAAUGAUUUUCUUGGAAGCAUGCAUGUUUUCACAUGAGCCCAGCACGUUUUUCUCAUUGUGGUCCAGAAGGCAGUGAAGGGAACAGGAUACUAAUACUACACAUGAGCAGGACUUCAGCAUCUGCUGGCUGAGAAGCCCAGCUCAGAAAAAGAGAAGCUCUGUAUCUGAUGCUUUUGCUGUUUUCAGGUUCUUUUUGGCUUCCACGGGGAGGAAAAGCUGACUGCACCAUUGAAAUGAUUGUGUGAUGCCCUAGCCAAAAAAAAAAAAAAAAAGGCAGUAAACCCCACAUCUCUACUUGACGCUAACAGUGUAUUCACAGAGACCUAAUAUUAAGUGCAGGGACACCUCUGCAAUCAGUGGAAGGAGGAAGAAAAUACUCCCCACCCCCCCUUCCCUCUGGAGAUGAUCCAGAGCACUGGGUCAGAUCUCUCCAAAUGCAUGUUUGGAGAUUAUAUCUCCUUGUUGAGGACGAGACUGUGCUGAAGUGACCGUGUUCCUAACUAAAGCACCAAAAUGUGUGAGCAAUUCAAUCUGGAGCCUGCUCAUGUUAUUUUAGCUUUACCUAUCUUUUCUUUUGGGUGCAAAAUUGCUGUAUUAGUUUGGAACUGAAAAAAAAAAAAGUUUAUUCCCUGACAAGACAGUAUUCAGCGAUGGAACUAACUCAAAACUUUAUCAUGGAUAAAACACUAUUUAAUCUCUCUGACAGUAUAGCCAAUAAAGUCAUGACAGUGAGUAGUCUUUCAGAAGCAAAAUUAAUCUCAGAGAAGUGGCUGUAUACCCUUUAGUGGCUGUAUACCCUUCCCUUCAGACUGCAUCUUCUUGGGUCAGUGGGCACCUCAUAAUGUAAGAUAGCUGAUGCGAACUUGUGGGUAGGAAAUGAAAUAUUGAAAUUAGUGAUUUGAACAAUACAAAAACUAGCUAUGUGAUUAAGGCAAUGAAAAUAUAUACUGACAAUGCAGCAGUGGUCUGUAAUGCAGAUAAGUUUUUGUUUGCAGUUAACAUUUCACAUCACUCUGAUAAUUCAGUAGUUUGGAAUGUGAACAUAUUGGCUAAAAUGUUUGAACUGUAGGAUUAUUAAUAUUCAAAAUGUAAUUUUACAGUCAAAUAUUUCUGCACACUGUUAUGUUGAUUUUGUUUUAAGCUUAUAAUAUUGUAGUGAAACACUGGUGUAUUGGCAGGUUCCCUCAAAUAUAUGUAGAGAGAGAGGAUAACCUUUUUGUUUUUAAUAUAUAUUGCCAUAAUUAUUUAGCAAAUCCUAAUCCAAUUUAUUGAAGGAUAAAUUCAGAAAAACUGUGACCCUCUGUUUGUGCUGAUACUAAAAACAAUUCCUAAGAAUUUGGUAAGGUGCAUGUUCUGUGGAAAACUACUUGGCCUGAAAUAUUUGCAGUGCUGUAAUUGAAUUAAAUCCAAGCUUUUAUUGCUUAUUACAUUUGACUUUCUAGACUCACAAUGUAUGCCUUACACUUUGUUACCAAUUUCAUAGAUACUGGUAACACCAUUGUCUGCAAUUUUUAAGUGAAAAUUUUAAUUUUUGUCAGGAAGAUUCUUCAAUAGCU
Oxyura jamaicensis (ruddy duck) is the source of this 7501-nucleotide messenger RNA. RefSeq names its product LIM domain 7 (gene LMO7). Gene Ontology annotation, biological process: regulation of signaling; actomyosin structure organization; regulation of cell adhesion. Lineage: Eukaryota; Metazoa; Chordata; Aves; Anseriformes; Anatidae. The coding region runs from base 806 to 5725 and encodes 1639 amino acids. The transcript is spliced from 34 exons. The record is from RefSeq and is a predicted model, not a curated record. Gene Ontology annotation, molecular function: actin binding.